AUGAGCGCCAUUCUCUCUGCGGAUGACUUGAACGACUUCAUAUCGCCUGGUGUCGCGUGCAUAAAGCCCAUAGAAACGCUUCCUCUGAAACCAGAAGACAAUUCUAACCCCUACGAAGUCACGACCGAAGACAAAGCUGCUGCUGCAGAACCGCCACCGCCUGCCCAGAUAUCGCUGACGGAUUGCCUUGCAUGCUCGGGGUGUGUAACGAGCGCCGAGGCAAUACUUGUCACGCUGCAAUCACAUACCGAAGUCCUCACCACGCUUGAUACAUACACGUCGUUGCGCGCGCCAUGGCAACACCACAAUGGGACAAACGGGGGCGCGAAUGGACACGUGAGCAACGGAGUUACGAAUGGCGUCAAUGGUCAUGGUACCGAGGGAAAGCUGUUUGUGGCCAGCAUCUCUCCGCAGGUGCGCGCAAGUUUGGCAGCAGUCUUCAAUGUCUCUGAAGUCGAGGCUGGGAAUAUGAUCGCGCAGUUGCUCAGUGGACCAUCUGGCUUGAAGGCUGGCGGCGUUAAUGGGAGCGAUUUCACCUGGGUCAUCGACACGAACGUGGUCCGCGAGGCCUGUCUCGUGGCGGCAGCAGACGAAGUGACAGCAGCACUCUCUCCAAACGCUUCAAAUGCGAUAUCAGCACCGGGAUCUGAAGGCGCCAUCGACACCACACCCAAGCAGCCCAUUCUCACAUCAGCAUGUCCUGGCUGGAUAUGUUACGCCGAAAAGACACAUCCCUACGUCCUCCCACACCUCUCGCGCCUCAAAUCCCCCCAAGCACUCACCGGCACACUUGUAAAAUCAGUACUUAGCCAGCGCUACAACAUUUCUCCGUCGCAGAUAUGGCAUCUCGCCAUCAUGCCCUGUUUCGACAAGAAACUCGAAGCCAGUCGCAGCGAGCUCACCUCAUCCGCCUGGCUUCCUAACAACUCAUCGCAGGACCCCGUACGAGACGUCGACUGCGUCAUCACAGCACGCGAACUGAUGUACCUUGCCACCAUGCGUGGCAUCACUUUCUCCACCCUCCCCCGAACGCCCCUCUCUUCCGCAGAACGAACGCCCUUCCCCGAUCCAAAACUCGAUGCCUUUCUCUUCCCACCCUCGCGCCGGAAGAACCAAGACCCAGCCGCUGGACCCUCAGGCGGCUACCUAUACCACAUACUCCAAACAUACCAAGCGCAAAACCCAGGGUCCUCGAUCUCAGUCUCACGCGGCAGGAAUGCAGACGUGGUUGAGUACUCGCUUGUGCGAGGUCCAGAAACCAUUGUCAGAAUGGCGCGCUUCUAUGGAUUCAGAAACAUCCAAAACCUCGUACGACGGCUCAAACCAGCCAAGAUAAGCAGACUACCUGGUGGCAAGACAGGCGUGAGCCGCAGACCUGGGGGUGGUGCGGUAGUCGGCGAGAGCGUGAAAGAGUAUGCGUAUGUCGAGGUCAUGGCUUGUCCCGGUGGAUGCACAAACGGCGGUGGACAGGUCAAAGUCACAGAGGUGGAGGAUGUGCGCAUUGCAGACGGUGUACAGACAGCGACUAGCGAUGUGAAGCCCGGGCCUAAGGAGCAGAAGGAGUGGUUGGCAAAGGUGGAUGAGGCGUAUUUCUCUGGUUCCGACUCUGAAGUCGACGGCGAUGGCGAUGGCGACCAGGAGGUGAGGGAGGUGAUCACAAACGGUCAAGACGACGUCGUAAACGGUAUCUCGAGGACACAUGUCAAGGACGUGUUGGCGCAUUGGUCAGAUGUCACAGGUGUGGACUUGCAAAGCUUGUUGUACACGUCGUACCGCAAGGUGGAAAGUGAUGUGGGGAAGAAGAAACAGAGCGACAUGGAAAGAGUAGCCGGGUUGGCGGUCACUGUCGGCGGCGGCUGGUGA
Molecule: messenger RNA, 1863 nt
Organism: Dothidotthia symphoricarpi CBS 119687
Lineage: Eukaryota; Fungi; Ascomycota; Dothideomycetes; Pleosporales; Dothidotthiaceae
Product: LET1-like protein
Exons: 2
Coding region: 1-1863 (620 amino acids)
Biological process (GO): iron-sulfur cluster assembly
Cellular component (GO): cytosolic [4Fe-4S] assembly targeting complex
Molecular function (GO): 4 iron, 4 sulfur cluster binding
Source: RefSeq, a predicted model, not a curated record